This is a messenger RNA of Colletotrichum phormii, 405 nucleotides long. RefSeq names its product ankyrin repeat-containing domain protein. The coding region runs from base 1 to 405 and encodes 134 amino acids. The transcript has a single exon. The record is from RefSeq and is a predicted model, not a curated record. Gene Ontology annotation, molecular function: protein binding. NCBI's taxonomy places the organism in Eukaryota, Fungi, Ascomycota, Sordariomycetes, Glomerellales, Glomerellaceae.
AUGUAUAUGACCGAGACCCAUCGAUACAGCCCUUUCCUCGUUACGGCCCUGUAUCUGGCCGCUUCGAAAGGCUACCCUGACAUUGUGUCAUUUCUCCUUGACCACGGUGCCGAUAUCGACGGGGUCCCGGACUGCCGGCUACGCACUCCCGUCUUCCUUUCACUUCUCAGCGGAGACGCCAAGACGUCUAUGAUUCUCCUUCGGCGCGGCGCACGGCUCGAGUCUCCCGGGUUUGGCAUUAACGCCCUUCAUCAAGCCGCAGCCGCCGGGCUCACCGAAGUGAUCUCGUAUCUUGUCGACGAGAAAGGAAUGGAAGUGAACGAGGCCGACAACAACGGGGACACGCCGCUGAUUCACUCUCUGUUGUCUCCGUCGCCAGAAACAGUCAUAGGUCAGCUGGCGUAG